This is a messenger RNA of Enhydra lutris kenyoni (northern sea otter), 1280 nucleotides long. Its product is annotated as ST8 alpha-N-acetyl-neuraminide alpha-2,8-sialyltransferase 5. The coding region runs from base 1 to 1239 and encodes 412 amino acids. The transcript has 8 exons. Gene Ontology annotation, molecular function: alpha-N-acetylneuraminate alpha-2,8-sialyltransferase activity. The record is from RefSeq and is a predicted model, not a curated record. Lineage: Eukaryota; Metazoa; Chordata; Mammalia; Carnivora; Mustelidae. Gene Ontology annotation, biological process: N-glycan processing; oligosaccharide metabolic process.
AUGCGCUACGCGGACCCCUCGGCGAACCGGGAUUUGUUGGGGAACCGAACUUUGCUCUUCAUCUUCAUCUGCGCCUUCGCUUUGGUGACCUUGCUGCAACAGAUCUUGUACGGCAGAAACUACAUCAAGAGAGGCCUCCAGUUUGGCUGGCAGAGUGGCGACCCGCUGGCCAAUUGGACGGGGCUCUUUAAUGUCACGGACGACCCAGCAGUGCAGAGCGGCAGUGACUCCAGCUCCAGGUACUUUGAGUUUUACGAGGGCCCAUUUGAAUAUAACUCCACAAGAUGCCUGGAGCUGAGGCACGAAAUCUUGGAAGUGAAGGUGCUGUCCAUGGUGAAGCAGUCGGAGCUGUUCGACAGAUGGAAGAGCCUGCAGAUGUGCAGAUGGGCGAUGAAUAUCUCGGAAGCCAACCAGUUCAAGUCCACUCUGUCCAGGUGCUGCAAUGCGCCCUCCUUCCUCUUCACCACCCAGAAGAACACUCCCCUGGGGACAAAGCUCAAGUACGAAGUGGACACCAGCGGCAUCUACCACAUCAACCAGGAGAUCUUCCGCAUGUUUCCCAAGGACAUGCCCUACUACCGGUCCCAGUUUAAGAAGUGUGCAGUGGUGGGCAAUGGGGGGAUCCUGAAGAACAGCCGCUGUGGGAGGGAGAUCAACAGUGCUGACUUUGUCUUCCGGUGCAACCUACCCCCCAUCUCAGAGAAGUACACCAUGGAUGUGGGCGUGAAGACGGACGUGGUCACUGUGAACCCCAGCAUCAUCACAGAGAGGUUCCACAAGCUGGAGAAGUGGCGGCGGCCCUUCUACCGGGUGCUGCAGGUGUACGAGAACGCAUCGGUGCUGCUGCCCGCCUUCUACAACACGCGCAACACCGAUGUGUCCAUCCGCGUCAAGUACGUGCUGGACGACUUCGAGUCGCCGCAGGCGGUGUACUACUUCCACCCGCAGUACCUGGUCAACGUGUCGCGCUACUGGCUCAGCCUGGGGGUGCGCGCCAAGCGCAUCAGCACCGGCCUCAUCCUGGCCACGGCCGCCCUCGAGCUCUGCGAGGAGGUGCACCUGUUCGGCUUCUGGGCCUUCCCCAUGAACCCCUCGGGCCUCUACAUCACCCACCACUACUAUGACAACGUCAAGCCCCGCCCCGGCUUCCACGCCAUGCCUUCCGAGAUCUUCAACUUCCUGCACCUGCACAGCCGAGGCAUCCUGCGCGUGCACACGGGCACCUGCACCUGCUGCUGAGGGCUGUGCGGGUCGGCCAGCCGGCCACCCGGCGAGGAGAA